Molecule: messenger RNA, 1762 nt
Organism: Ctenocephalides felis (cat flea)
Lineage: Eukaryota; Metazoa; Arthropoda; Insecta; Siphonaptera; Pulicidae
Product: mediator of RNA polymerase II transcription subunit 12-like
Exons: 11
Coding region: 239-1762 (507 amino acids)
Source: RefSeq, a predicted model, not a curated record
ACACUCACGGUCUGCAAAAGCCUCCUUCACAUUAUUUGGACCCGUUGCCUUUGCCUCCGGAGGAUCUGGAACCUGUACCUGAGAAAACUUCUCGGCCUGCCGACUGCUGCGGAGACAUGAAAUCGGAUACGCCUUCGUCUUCGUCCAUCGACCAAUCGCCUCAUCCUGCACACAUGAUGAUGCCUGGAGGACACAUGCCCGUAGGCGCGAUGCCUGGUGGCCUAUUAAUGCUGGACCUAUGCCUGGGAUGAUGAUGCCUGGGAACCCCAUGAUGGGUAACCCUAACAUGAUGAUGAUGGGCGUCGGAGGCGGUGUCGGCGUCGGCGGCAUGGUUGGAGGCGUCGUCGGAGGCGUAGGGCCAGGAAUUGUUCCCGGCCCAGUGGCGCCGGCCGUGGGCAGGGGCCGUGGCAAAGGCACCCGAAGGCCCCGAAAAAACAAGGCCAAUCAGCAGAAUCAGCAGCAGCAGGUCGGUGUGCAGGGCGGCCAGGCUGUUGGAGGACAUAUGGCUGGUGGAGUUGGACAACCGCAGCCUAAUGCUAACAUGAUGCAGAUGCAGAAUGCCCAAUUGCAACAAAUGCAAUACGCACAAGCCCAGCAAGGAAUGGCUGGACAACAGCAGUCCUCCCACCAAGGAUUUGGCCAACAGGGACAAACUGGCCAGCAACAGUGGAGUUAUCCCCAGACACCCAUGGGCCAACAGUAUGGCUAUGGACCAACACCACAAGUGAACCGAUUCGAAAGACCCCAAGCCAGCAACUCAAAACAAGCCAUAAGCAAUAUGUUGAGGCAAAGGCAUCCUAUGAACCAAUUUAUGCCGAGUGGAGCAGGAGCUGGUAGUCCUGCAGUUGGGGCUGGAGGUCCUGGUGGUCAAUAUCCAGCAGCUAUGGGGCCAAGACAACAUAUGAUCCGACAGCAAUUACGAGCAGGUAUGACACCAAAUACGAUGGGUAUGAAUGCAAAUCAAGGCAUGAUGGCAGGAAACCAGGCCAUAAACUCGGGUAUGAGUGCGAAUCAAAUGCCCGGACAGAACAUGGGCCAGAUGGGUGUGCAAGGUAUGGGAAAUGCUGGCAUGCAGGGCCAAAUGAUGGGCCAAAAUGCUAAUAUAGGCCAAGGACUGAAUCCUGGCAUGGCUAAUCAAAAUAUAAAUAAUCAAGGUAUGGGCAGUCAGGCUAGCAACCAAGUGAUGGCCGGGCAAAAUAUUAGUGGGGCACAACAAGCAAUGUUCCAGAAUCAGCAAUAUGGAAAUAUGCCUCAAGGUAUGAACCAAAAUUACCCUGGUUACACUGGACAACCUACUAACCAGCAGGCUAUGAUGGGCGGAUUUCAAGGCCAACAGCAGUUUACUAAUCAACAGAAUACGGCUAUGAUGAAUCAGCAGCAACGCAAUGCACAUGCAGAAUAUAUGGCGCAGAGGGUGAAUAGAGGAUCGUAUAUGCAGCAGCAGCAAGCACCAAAUGUGACAAUGAACACGAUGGGUGGACCUGCACCUCCGUAUCCAAGGGGCGGUCAACCUGGAUCUCAAAAUCAAGUACCACAAUUUCCUCAGCAAAUGAAUCCCCAGCAAAGCCAAAGGAUGCGCCAGCAGAUGUUAGCCCUGCAGCAGCAGCAGCAGCAGCAGGCCCAGCAGCAAGUCCAGCAGCAGGCGAUGACCAACACUCAGCAGCAGGGAAGUCCUGCUCUGGUUGCACAGCUGCAAAGACAGCUGAAUCAGCCGCAGCAGGCAAUGAUGAACCAGUAUUCGCAUCAGCCGCCUCCGUAUUAA